AUGAGCGCAUCAAGCGGGACUCAAAAGGUUUUCCGGCUGCGUAGGCUGCCAGAAAGCAUCUCAAGUCGGAAAGACGUCGCAAAACUGCUCGGCAAGACUUUGAGUCUCUCAUCCGAUCAGAUCACUGUCUACUCGCUGGCUAAGACGUCCAAUCGAUGGGGGUCAAUGUCGAAAGUGGCCACGGUCCAAUUCAAGAGUAUUCCGCCAAUUUUGGACCCGGAACCUCCAGGCGCCCAAUGGAAGUUUCCUAUCCCCGAAUCGCAACACAAUGAUGUCUUGAUCCUCGAUACGCACUUUAGAGGAAUGACUGUGCUGAACGAUGUGGAAAAAGAGAACCAUCGUACAGACUGUAUCGCCAUCUCGGGAUUAGCUAGUCAUCCAUUUGGAUCCUGGCAGCCACACGGCCCGGACAAGAGCUUCAUGUGGAUCAGGGACGAGCUGCCAACAUCGGUACCCGGAGUGCGCGCGAUACUUUAUGGAUACGACUCGCGUCUCAAAGACAGCAAGUCUUUCCAGUCUAUCGAGGACAUCGCGGGGUGCCUCAUCUUGAAUCUCAAGUCAGGGGGCUGGAAUUUGCCGAAAUCCAGACCGAUCAUCUUUCUGGCUCAUAGCCUGGGUGGCAUCGUACUCAAAGAAGCCAUCAAGCAAAUGGCAGGCAAUUCUGACAGGAGAGAGGCCGAUAUUCUCAAUAACCUACUGGGGGCCAUUAUGUUUGGAGUCCCCAAUCUCGGCAUGGAACAGUCUCAUUUGAUGGCCAUGGUUGAAGGCCAAGACAACGAGACGCUAGUUCAAGACCUUUCUCGAAAUAAUGGCCGUAACUACGUGCGCCAGCUUGACGAGAAAUUCAACGGCCUCUCCACUGUCCAUACAUUGAAGAUACUCUGGGCAUACGAGACUGAGUCUUUAACUAUCCCAAUUAAUAAAAAUCAUUCUGAUAUGGUCAAGUUCUCUCAAGGCGAUGAGGAUUUGGAAACAAUCAUCUUUUCUCUCAACGACAUUUUAAAAGAGAGAUUGGGUCAGCCUCUGUUGGCACCUAAUGAUGCCUCUCAGAGUCAGCAAACGCUUCUGGGAGCGAACUUGGACUACCAAUCUACUGAUGAAGGCGUAUUGACUGAGGAUGAAAAAGUCUUAAAAGAUCUCGGUUCAUUUUUGUUGUCUAUUCAAGGGAUCCACGACGAACUGUAUUCGCCUGAGCUCGACUCUCGUAUUAACCAGAUCGAGGAUCCUUCUCAAAACACGUUCAAUUGGAUUUUUAGUCUACCUCUUUUCUCUCAGUGGCUGCGAAAGAAAUCCGGAUUAUUUUGGAUUAGUGGCAAACCUGGCUCGGGAAAAUCAACGCUGAUGAAACACGUCUUUCAGAGUCAAUCGACCAAAGACUUGUCACACAAAUGGGAGACCAGCUCGAUAGAUAUCAAAGCUGGCUUCUUCUUUCACUACCGAGGAACCGCCAUACAAAAAUCCCUUGAAGGCGUCUUGAGAAGUCUCAUCAUUCAUAUUCUGAAACCCCAUCGUAUUGCGUUCCAAAAGAAGUAUCAGGGAACCUGGGAAAUAUUUCAGUCUUUCAUUCAAAGAUAUCGGACGCUAGAAGGACAGAGAGCCAGCUUUGAGUACGAACUGGAUGCUAUUGUCGAAGAAAAAAUGGUGGGAGAUAUCAAGCAACAGCUAAGCCUGCUCCAUAGGAGAAUGGAAGAAGUAAGCAAGCGGAGCCUGGACUUCAGGGAAAGGGAGCCUGAGCUUCAACAAAAAUUAAAACAGGUGCGAGCUGAUAUAGCCGCCGUCUCACGGUCUAUCUCGUCACUGGCCGAAAAGGCGAGACCUUACCAAACCCAACCCGAGACAAGAUUUCUACGCAGCCUUGUGAACGAGUUGCAAAAUGAUUCCAACUCGCAGGUAGACAAGCUUGAGCAGAUCCUGAGACUGCUUCUAGACCAGGAUAUAAUGAACAUAAACCUGGUGCUCUUUUUUGAUGCUUUGGACGAAUUUGACGGGCACAUUGAAAACAUUAGUGAUUUCCUCACGAAUCUGCUCGAAAGAUCGACUACAUCGAAGACCCAAAUCAAGGUCUGCUUCUCUAGUCGGCCGCAGGAAUCGCUAAAUGAUCACUUUACCAAAUAUCCCGGCUUUAGGCUACAGGACUACACGACGGAGGAUAUAGAGCAAUACGCGAAGAUCUCUUUAGCACGCUCGGAGAUUAUGAACUUUUCUCAGAGGGAAGAGUUUAUGAAAAUCAUCCCAUCCAUCAUUGCUCGGGCUAAUGGCGUCUUCCUAUGGGUGAGACUGGCCAUGAAGGAAUUAUUCGACACUGCUGGAGGGAGCCCCGAGGCAGAAUUAUUUGGUCGGCUUAAAAAGAAAUUACAGGAGCUGCCGGAUGAUUUAUUAAAGUUUUAUAAACAUAUCAUCGAGCGCAUUAGCGGAGCAAACCGCCGCUAUACUUUCGCCCUGUUGGAACUGCUCGCUCGCCAUGCUGGCCUCUCGGUUUCGGUGACCGACAUAUGGGGUGCUGUGCUGACCUCAGGAUGUACGACUUUUGAAGAAUCUCUUGAAGUGCUACAAAAAAUCAGCGGGAAUACUGGCCAGAAAAUUGCCACAGACUCGGACCGAGACCAAAGAGCUAUCAGUGACAUCUCGGCUUGGGCGGGGGGACUCGUCGAAAUAAAGGCGCAGAAUAAUCUGCAGCUUAUGCACCAGACCGUUUUAGAAUUCACUAGGGACCAGACGUUUAAGAACUGGAUUGACGAAAGCCCUGAUCAGCUGCGGCGUAUUUUCCGUCAGGGGGCGCAGCCGCCUCUGUUAACUUAUCUUGCCUUUGAACCGGCAAGCGGUGUCUUACUUAAAGGGCAUGUGACCACAGCUCGUCUGCUCCUGGAAAAGGGCUACAACAUAGCCAAGGAUACCAGAUUUUUCCCCAGCUUGCUGGAGAAGAUUUGGAAGGCCGAAGCUAUGGCGGCCGUUCAGGGCGGUUUCAGCGAGAGCCACGCCCAGACCGCCAUUGCGCGGAUAUUGCAAGAGUUGGCUACUGUUGUUUUAGACAACGGUCAGAACCCCAACAUCUCCUGUUCCAUCUUCUCUCGGGAUAAUCUACAGAGAUGCACGCCGCUUCAUAUAGCUCCACCAGGCCUAGCUGCUAAGCUGAUUCGAUGCGAUGCCGACGUGAACAUGCCGGAUUCCUGGGGAAAGAAGCCGCUGGACUGGGUGCUGAACCCUCCUCGCUGGUCUCCACGCUGGAGUUGCGCGCGGCGCUACGAGAUGUGCCGCCUUUUGGUGAAAGCAGGCGCGUUGAUGUCCGAAUCGACGCCAGACGAAGACUGGAUAGGCGCACUGGCUGAGUUUGACCUUGCAGGGCACGAUGUUGAGGUCCUUCAGAGGAACGAACCACGACCUUUAGCUGCUGCAGCCCCUUCUAGUGGGGACCCAAAUGCUCAGAACAGCAAAGAAAGGCAUCGUCGUCGGGCGUUGUCGUUUUUGGUUGGUUUGUUUAGGAAGAAAUAA
Trichoderma atroviride IMI 206040 is the source of this 3489-nucleotide messenger RNA. The record is from RefSeq and is a predicted model, not a curated record. Lineage: Eukaryota; Fungi; Ascomycota; Sordariomycetes; Hypocreales; Hypocreaceae.